This is a messenger RNA of Suncus etruscus (white-toothed pygmy shrew), 978 nucleotides long. RefSeq names its product paired like homeodomain 2 (gene PITX2). The transcript has 3 exons. The record is from RefSeq and is a predicted model, not a curated record. Gene Ontology annotation, cellular component: nucleus. Gene Ontology annotation, molecular function: RNA polymerase II cis-regulatory region sequence-specific DNA binding; DNA-binding transcription factor activity, RNA polymerase II-specific. Lineage: Eukaryota; Metazoa; Chordata; Mammalia; Eulipotyphla; Soricidae. Gene Ontology annotation, biological process: anatomical structure morphogenesis; regulation of transcription by RNA polymerase II. Bases 1 to 978 code for a protein of 325 amino acids.
AUGACCUGCAUGAAAGGGCCGCUGCACUUGGAGCUCGGAGCCAGCGCGACCCAGCUGCCGGCCGCCUCGCCGUCCUCCUCCGGCCACCACCCCCCGCCGCUGGCCAUGGCUUCGGUCCUGGCGCCCGGGCAGCCCCGCUCCUUGGACACGUCCAAGCACCGGCUGGAGGUCCACACCAUCUCCGACACCUCCAGCCCAGAGGCCGCAGAGAAAGACAAGGGCCAGCCGGGCAAGAAUGAGGACGUGGGCGCCGAAGACCCGUCCAAGAAGAAGCGGCAGCGGCGGCAGCGGACGCACUUCACCAGCCAGCAGCUGCAGGAGCUGGAGGCCACGUUCCAGAGGAACCGCUACCCAGACAUGUCCACGCGCGAAGAGAUCGCCGUGUGGACCAACCUGACGGAAGCCCGAGUCCGGGUCUGGUUCAAGAACCGCAGAGCCAAGUGGAGAAAGCGCGAGCGCAACCAGCAGGCGGAGCUGUGCAAGAACGGCUUCGGGCCGCAGUUCAACGGCCUCAUGCAGCCCUACGACGACAUGUACCCCGGCUACUCGUACAACAACUGGGCCGCCAAGGGCCUCACGUCGGCCUCCCUGUCCACCAAGAGCUUCCCCUUCUUCAACUCCAUGAACGUCAACCCCCUGUCGUCGCAGAGCAUGUUCUCGCCGCCCAACUCCAUCUCGUCCAUGAGCAUGUCCUCCAGCAUGGUGCCCUCGGCGGUGACCGGGGUGCCGGGCUCCAGCCUCAACAGCCUCAACAACCUCAACAACCUGAGCAGCCCCACGCUGAAUUCCGCGGUCCCUACGCCCGCCUGCCCGUACGCGCCGCCCACCCCGCCGUACGUUUACCGGGACACGUGUAACUCGAGCCUGGCCAGCCUGAGACUGAAAGCCAAGCAGCACUCGAGCUUCGGCUACGCCAGCGUGCAGAACCCCGCGUCCAACCUGAGCGCCUGCCAGUACGCCGUGGACAGGCCCGUGUGA